This is a messenger RNA of Drosophila mauritiana, 869 nucleotides long. RefSeq lists its product as uncharacterized. NCBI's taxonomy places the organism in Eukaryota, Metazoa, Arthropoda, Insecta, Diptera, Drosophilidae. Bases 54 to 791 code for a protein of 245 amino acids. The record is from RefSeq and is a predicted model, not a curated record. The transcript has 2 exons.
ACACAAAAAACAUAUUAAAUCACAACGGCAAGAAGCGACUAGAAGACCUCUACAUGCUAAGUUCAAGAAGCGACACCUCUGGAGAUGAUAUCUCCAUAACUGCACAAGCAGAAAAGAGAGUGGAUAGCAUCAAAGCGCCAUCUGUUGGCUGGAAUGUUGAGAACAAAGAUGUCCAGAUUCCAGAAGCCCAUCUAACCCAUAAGCAGAUUAGCAAGUGCAAUUUUUUUGAGGAAUACAUCAAGCUCCCAAAAUAUGAAUAUGGAAAAACAAGUGGACUGAAGCGAAUCCGAUCCGAAGAGUUAGCUAUAAAGCAAGAAGAUCAAAUCGGGGAGCAUAGAUCAUCGAGCCUUUCGCGGCUAUCGGAUGUCACAAUCAAGCCCACCUGCGAGGUGAGUAGUCAGACUUCGUGGACAGCAGCGGAUGAGAGUAAUAUGGACAGCAAGGAUUUGGAGGCGAAGCUGGCGGCUGUGUGCGGCGGAGGUAUCGAUCCCGAAACGGACAAGCCCAGCAAGAUCCAGCAGCACACGAUCCACAUCGAGGUGGAGUCGGUGACAUCGGCCACUGCUAUGCAGAGACCACCGCUGCACCAAAGGAUGUGGCAGGUCCUUGUGCAGACGGCGGAUACGAUUGUCGCAUUCGUCUACAUGAUCGGCGAGAAUUUAACAGUGGCGCUUUUCAUUGUCCUGUGCCUGUGGUGCCUUUACCUCCUACUAAGCCACUUUUAUGGCAACUUGCAGACCAAUGCCAACCAACAGAACGAGCUGAAGCGCAACCUAUUGCCGUCCAAAUAAUUGUAAUAAGAAUGAUUCGUUUUGCACGUGAUUGUAUAAGUAAAAAUGCAGUAAACAUAGUUAGCAGAACAGAGUUCC